AUGCUGUGCGGUCGCGUUUUCGUCUUGAUCUUUACGGUGAGUUCACUUCCGAUUUUUCAGUUGAUUUAUGUUUCUUUUUCAGUAUGCCAUCGUUCAAAUUGAAUGUAAUAUUACGGACUGGUCCAAAGAUUACCCAUUACCGUAUCAAUUCAACUUUACGGACAGUCGGCGUUUUGAGAUUGGUAAGGAAUCCUGUGGGUAGAGAGAUGAUAUAUCAGUCAACAUGUUUUUUGAAAAGAAAUCUUGGUUUUGUAGACCAUCUCAGGGCACGUGCGAUAAAACUGUAUUAUGCAAGAAAGGGGGAACACGUCAAACUGAGGAGUCCGGCGACCGGAAUAGACUCUUCGCUAUCGGUUUUUUACACUUCGUCUUGAUUUCGCAGAGAAGGCAGAGAAAAGACGCGCAAAAAUGUACUCUCUCGUCCCAAAAAUUCCCCAUUUCUUCCCCGACAAAGCGUUUUUUCACGUCUUUUUUUUGGCAAAUUGCCAAUCCAUUCACCGGAUUGUUUUAGCUUAUCUCAGUUUGACGUAGACAUGGCUCGUCGGCCGGCCCGGCCCGUUUCAAAUUUUCCGUUGGCCCGGCCCGUUUUAAAUUUGCUUCGGCCCGGCCCGGGCCGGCCCAUUGAAACGAAAGUCUCCCCAAGUCUAACUCCUUAUGACCAAAUUUGUUUCUAUCAUCAUGUAAAUGGAUAAAUACUGUGUUCCAUAGCUAUCUAAAAACAAAAAUUCCUUUAAAAAAACCAAUUGUGUCUUGACAUUGCGUUUAUUUUAAUUAUCAAACCCAAUUUUCGCUUCGAGAUUCUGGAUUUUAAAUAUUCCGGGCCGGGCCGGGCCGAAACGCCGGCCCGGCCGACGGGCCGCAAAUGGUCCGGCCAGCCCGGCCGAUCUGGAAUCGGGCCGACGGGCCGAAACUUCGGCCUGGCCCACGGCCCGGGCCGGCCCGGCCCAUGAGCCAUGUUUAGUUUGACGUGGGCAGUGCCUAUCUUAAAAAUCAAUUUCUUAAAAAUUACGGGAGAUUAUUCUACGAUUGAUUGGCAAAAUUAAUUUUUUGCUGCCUAACUGUCCCUACCCUCCUUUUUCCAGGCUGCAUGGUCAUAAUCUACGUUCAACUGCAAGAGCACGCCGUGAUUGGUUUACACGACCAGAACGAUAACAUAAACUUAAACAUAACCGUUCGCACUUGGGCGGUCGUUUUGAGUUCGAGGUUUUACGAUGACGUUGGUGAAAAUGUUUAUAUCUGCGAAAGAGACAGCUACAUCGAGUGCACCAACGACAACGGCAUCUCGGAAGUGAUCAUUGCGCGAGUGGAAGGCGGUUUCAAUGUCUUCAUGAAUGGGAAACGAAGGAAUACGAACGUUUAUCCAGGCAAACUUCGGACGGAAGCGGUGUCUCUUUUGGUGCAGAGUGAAGAAGUGGGCAAGAAUUUUGAGGUCACUGGAAUAACUGCUUUACUACCUGAUCUAAUUUAG
Bursaphelenchus xylophilus (pine wood nematode) is the source of this 1468-nucleotide messenger RNA. NCBI's taxonomy places the organism in Eukaryota, Metazoa, Nematoda, Chromadorea, Rhabditida, Aphelenchoididae. The record is from the annotation of a GenBank genome assembly.